CCCUCGUCAUAAUCUCCAGUUCUUAGCCCACAAAAGACACAGAUACAAUUUUCCCAACUGCCAAAAACAGUUGGGAUUCUCUAAAUUAGAGGAGAAAACAAUGAGAAUUCUAAGAUGGAUCAAAACUCUUUUUUUCUUGAUCACCAUGUUAAUAUCUCUACUCUUAUUCUCAGCACCAAUUUUUCUAGCCAUUGCCGAUGCCCUUAUACCAUCGAUCCUGUUCUCGGUUUCUUUUUCUUCCUCACUACUAACCCACCAAACCCUUUCUUCGUAUCUAAACAACUAUGACUAUCGGUACUCACUCGUUGAUAUUCCUAUCAUAUCCAUUGUUCGAUCGGCUAUUAUAUUAUGUGUCUAUAGUUUUUGUGAUGGUCCAAAGCUUUCAAGAGGUCCCUAUUUGGGAAUUGCUACCGCGUGUUCGGUUUCGUCGUUGGUGUUUGUAUCGUUGAAGGCUUCGUAUGUGUUUAGCAGCAAUUCGAGGAUCGAUGGAGGACCAUCUGAUCGAGCUACAGAAGUGGCUUUGUUCGUUUGCUCAUUGGCUAUGGCCAUGGCGCAUGUAGGUGCAGCGUACCGGAUUAGUUGCAGAGAAAGAAGAAAGCUUCUUGUUUACAGAAUUGAUAUUGAAGCUGUAUCCGCAUGGAAGAAUGGAUUUCCAAGAUAUCAAAAAAUAAUCCAAAAAGGAUUGGACAAGUGCAAUUCCUAGUUUCAGGCUUUUUACAGGUUUAUGCAAUGGGGAUUUGUAGCUUGAUGGUGAAAGAGUUAGUGAUACACAGAUGUAGUAGAAUAGUAAAAAAAAAAAAAGUCCCAUUUUUGUAGUUAUAGAGUUUACAUACAAAUAUAUAGGUUAAUUUUUAUUUUUCUCAGUACAGAGGCUGUCAUAGAAGUAGUCACCACCAUUUUGUGCCCCCCAAAAUGUCUAUAUAUUGUUUCAUUACUUGCAAUGAGUACAAGAAUUGCAAUAGGUGUUUCCAAUAAUCUACUCUUUUGAGUCGAGUCUUGGAGUUCAUUGUUGUCAAUUUUAUCCCGUAAGUGGACGGAUCGUAACAAGUAGUAAAGUAAACUUUUUGAGU
Olea europaea var. sylvestris is the source of this 1070-nucleotide messenger RNA. RefSeq lists its product as uncharacterized. NCBI's taxonomy places the organism in Eukaryota, Viridiplantae, Streptophyta, Magnoliopsida, Lamiales, Oleaceae. The transcript is spliced from 4 exons. The record is from RefSeq and is a predicted model, not a curated record. The coding region runs from base 101 to 703 and encodes 200 amino acids.